Messenger RNA from Anopheles merus, 6078 nucleotides. It is a transcript of the gene fl(2)d, whose product is annotated as keratin, type I cytoskeletal 9. Gene Ontology annotation, biological process: regulation of alternative mRNA splicing, via spliceosome. The transcript is spliced from 5 exons. The record is from RefSeq and is a predicted model, not a curated record. Gene Ontology annotation, cellular component: nucleus. NCBI's taxonomy places the organism in Eukaryota, Metazoa, Arthropoda, Insecta, Diptera, Culicidae. The coding region runs from base 1354 to 4185 and encodes 943 amino acids.
CGGUGCGGGCGGUAAAAAGUGGUCGAAAAGUGUUGGCCUGGCCCCUGGUGUGUGGUUUGCUGCUGCUGCUGCUGCUGCUGUGUGGCGCUGAAACGCCGCUCUCUGCCUGCGUCGAAAUUGGGAACACCGUGAUUCGCUGGUGUUGGUAGUUUCGGUGCCACAUACGCCCUUCGCGCUGGUGACCGAAACGGUGGAAUGUGGUUCUUUUUUCGCCAAAUCGCCCAUUUCCGGCCACUGCUCUGCCGGACAGGGGCGAAAAUUUGGCACGAAAAGUUGCAUUUGCGAGCCGCCUACCCCGAUGCGACGACGUGUGCCCUGUGUGCUUGUGUGCGUGCGUGCGUGCGCGCGCGCCCGCGUACGUGUUUGUGUAUGUGUGUGUGUGUGUGUGAGAGAGAGUGUGUGGCAGCGUAGAGUUUGAAUGUGAAACGAUAUGCUUGUGUGAAUGUGUGCGUGUGUGUAUGCGCACGCAAGAGGAUCAAGUGUGUCCCAUGCUAAAUAUGCUGCUUCUCUUCCCUUAUUUUCCCGAUCUGCUGAGAAUGAUGAACUGCCAGAAUUUGUACGGAAAUGGAACCGCCGCCUUUUUUGGAAGGGCAUAAGCAUCGUGUGCGGUGGGAGUGUUGUUGCGAGGACCGGAGGAAGGCGAAGCAUAUAGUCUCACAUUGAAGGCGUUGUUACGUGUGGCGCCGCGUUCGGACGGGUCCGCAGAUUUGGUGGAUGCCACCAAAAUGAAAUGGAAGAUUGAAAUUGCAGCAUGGGAUGGGGUUGACGGAAAAGCAGAAGGAAAAUCCCUAUCCACAGAGGACGCAGAGGCGGUCAUCGCGCAAUGAUCGCGCGGAGAUCAGAAAACAUUCAAUCGGUUUACAAGUGCAUGAAGAACGGUGUCUGUGUCGUGUUGAACAGUUUAUUGGUCUGUAGUGCUGAGGCGGUUGUUUGGUGGAGCGAGAAGUAGCGCGAGAGGACAGUGUUUUCCGGUUCCGGUGGACGGUGAAGUUGGCGCAGAACGCAAACGGGAAGGCAUCUUGUGUUCGGAAGUGUUGUGUUUUGGGAGUAAAAUUGAAACGUAUAGCGUAUAACGAGGGGGGGUACAUACACCCAAGCAUAUAAGAGCUGCGCUCUGGACGCCGGCUUGAACGGCCCUUCGUAACACAAAUUUCGAUUGUAAAGGUGUGCUGUGGUUCGGUAGUGUCGGAGUCGCAAGGAGCACUGCUCUGUUCGUUAUUCGGAGUCCCUGUACACGUGGCGAUACGCUGUGUUUUUACUAGAUAUUUUGCAACGAAACGAGCUGGAAACGAGAUCCACAAAACGUACAGACAAACAAACAGGCAUAGGAACACACUACAAGUGGUUUGAGCGAUGAGUGCCCCUGAAGACAGCACUGCGACCGCCCAGCCUGCCCCAGACCAUCAUCAUCAUCAUCUUCAUCAUCAUCACCAUCACCAGCAAAAUGUUGUGCCAGCAGCGGCCACCGCUUCCGUCUUGUCUGCAUCAUCGGCGACAGUAGUGGCAGGAGCCACGGCAGUCCCAACACCGACAAACACUGGCCCGCCCACAGCAGCAACGGCCACGCUGAGUGUACCAGCAGCACCGGCGGCGGAUAUUGUUACCGGAAGCGGUGUCAGUGCGUCCACAACGCUUCCCGCCAUCAAAGCAGGAGGCAAUAGCAGUCACGCCACCAUUCUUACUACCACUAGCCACAGCAAAGAGGUUGUCGGUGGUACGGCAACCAAUCCCGCUGCACAGGAUGGAAGCAAUGCUGCUCCCGGGGUCGCCGGUCCCAGCGAUGCUACCGAUGCGACGAGCAGCUGCGAUUCGGAUAAGGCACCGGCGGCAGCAGCAGCAGCCGCUGUCACCUCCAGUCCACCGGGGGCCGAUGAGGGAGUGGCUGCUGCCACGUCGGAUAGCUUCGCCUCGGUAGAGGUCGGUUCGACCGGUGGCACAUCCACGCCACUGGCGGCAGCAUCGCCCGCCUCCCUGACUGGUGGCGAUAUUGGUGGGCCGAAGCCGUUACCUCUGUCGGGAUGUGGUUCCUUGAUGGUCGCCGGCAGCAGCAGCAGCAGCAUCGUCGUGCCGAACGGUGAAGGUGGUGACAGUAAUCCCAACGUACCUGUAUUGUCAGGUACCGCUACUACGAUACCGCUUCGUGGGCGUGAUGUGACCGACAAACACGCCGUGGAUUAUCACUACCGAAUGCUAGAAGAGGAGCUGCAGGCGGUGAAGGAGUCCGAGGCAAAGAUUAAACAACAGUAUAGCGAGUCUCAGCGCCGGGAACGCAUCCUUGCACGGCGCGUCGCGGUACAGGAGCAGGAAAUGCGCGACUUUUCGAAACAAAUAGCGGAACUGAAAUCGGCCCAGGCACCCGGUCCGGCUGCACUGCGAUCGGCCCUGCUCGAUCCCGCGGUCAAUAUACUCUUUCAGAAGCUUAAAGCGGAACUGCAGGCGACCAAGGCGAAGCUGGAGGAAACACAGAACGAACUGUCGGCGUGGAAGUUUACGCCGGACUCGAACACCGGCAAGCGACUGAUGGCCAAAUGCCGAUUGCUCUACCAGGAAAACGAAGAGCUGGGCAAAAUGACAUCGAACGGCCGGCUGGCAAAGCUGGAGAGUGAGCUUGCGCUGCAGAAGAGCUACAACGAGGAGGUGAAAAAAUCACAGCUAGAGCUGGAUGAUUUUCUGCAAGAGCUGGACGAAGAUGUGGAGGGCAUGCAGGGUACGAUCGUGUUCCUUCAGCAGGAACUAAAGCAGACGAAGGACGCGCGGAACGAAAUAGAAAAGGAGGUGAUCCAGCUACGCGCCUACAUCGCGGCUAAUUUGGGCCCCUUCUCCGGCAGCGGCAACAACCCGACCAGCGGCAGUACGCCCACCGACGAGCGCAGCUCUUCGAUGAUGAUGAUGAUGGAUGUGCAGGACAGCAAUAGCAACAGUAACAGCCACGGACACGACGCCUACCACCAUCCGGACGGUGGCGGUCCGGACAGCAUCGGCGGUCGAGGCGUCAGGCUGGGUGAACUGGGCGGUGGUGUUACCCCGAUCUAUCUAGUGAACGGUGGCGGUGGUGGUGGUGGUGGUGGUGCUGGAGGUGCAAGUAGUAGUAGCGGCGGCACCGUGAUUGACGCCGCAAGCAGACUGGUGAAUAAAAGUUCAAGUAGUGGUGAUGAUCAAGAUAUGAUGGUGUACAGCAAUCGGACGCACUGUGGUGGCGUAGUUACGAAUAGCAAUGAGUUACGAACUACACCGACAACCGGUGCCGCUGGCGCAUUGCCGGCAGCAGCAACGGUGGCGACCGCAGCAGCAGUAUCGUCCUUGUCUGCCCUGCUGCCAGGAUCGGUGCCUGAUCCCGGCAUCGGCGGUGGUGGCGGCAGCAGUAGCGCCAGCGCCAACAGUAACACUGCGACAGUGAACGGUGGUGCGGCAGGCAGCGGUGGUGAACCGUUAGUUAAUGAACUGCAUGAUUCACUGGUGCCCAGUGAGGGCAACAGAACAAGUGGCGGUAAUACCGAUAGCAAUAGUGGUGGAAACGUGGCCGACACCGGUAACAGUGUGAAUAGUACGAACAGCAGCAGCAGUCUCGCCGUUGCGAAGCAACCACACCAGCCGCAGCAGCAGCCACAGCAGCCACAGCAACAGCGAACUAACAACAAUGUGGGUCGAAACGGUGGACGAACAACAGUGGCCGCUAGAAAGCGCAAUUACAAUGAAACCGAGGUUGAUUCGGCCGAGCAAACCGACGGUGGUAGUGGCGGCGGUGUGGUCAGUAGUAGUGACGCUUACCGAAGCGAAAGUGGUGUUGACGGUGUGCUAGUGAUGGACGUUGGUGUGGCGGAAAGUAGUGCUACUAGUGGUGUCGCGAACGGGAAGCUGGCAAUCGCCGACGGUUCGCUCUUGCCGGAACAGCACCAGGACGUCGAAUCGUCGAACAGCAACAAGCGCAUGACACGAUCGGGUAAGGGUAAGACGGCUGCAGCCACCGCAUCCGCCACCACCACCAUCUCCUCCUCCUCCACCUCCUCCUCAUCCUCAUCAUCAUCAUCAUCGGCUGCGUCGAACGUGUUAAUGACGAGUGCGGCGAAAAAGCUUCGAAGAGGCUCGAUCGCUCCGGACGACGAGGUUGACCCCUUGGCCGAUCCACAGCCAUCACCACAGCAACAGUCGCAGCAACCGAUUUCGUCGGCAAACGGUUCGAAUUAGGCUCGAGUUCGUUUGGUUCGCGGUGUUACACACGUCGGGUUGUUCACACGUUGGGUAAGGACGCCUGCGAGCAUGUUUUCGGAAAUAGUACCAUUUCUCUUUAAGCAGCCGUAGGACGCGAAGGGGACGGGAGCAAGCUUAUGUACAUGACUGGUGUGUCUGACGAGGGAAAACUGCGAUCUCUACUCCUGUGGACAGAUUGCACCGAGGGAAGUCAAGGCAAGGCUCAACAGGCAACUUAUAUCAGCUGUUUUCAAAUGGUGUCAAGCAAAACGAACUCGUGUGUUGUUCGCGCUACUCAUUACAUUAUUGCAAAGGCUCGAGGAGCGCGUGCUGCGCAGAAAGGAAUUAUGCGAUCAAUUAUCGCUCCUAGACAGGUAGGAUGCGCGUGGUUCGACAGCGGACAGCGGGGAAUGUAGCAAGUAAAAGUACAUUUAAAAAACAAACAAAAACACAAACAGACAAAGUCGGGACGGAGAAACAGAUUAUGGGAAAGAGCUCGAGAAACAGAGCGAGAGAGUGAGAAGAGAAGAGAGAGAAAGAGAGAACGUUGAGCUAAACAAACAACCAAUAUUGUGUAGGGUCACAGUAAAACAUACAAAAACACGAGAAAACAAGACAAAAAUGCUGCUAAAUAAAGAAAGUAAUUAAGUAAGCUAAACUGUAAUUAAUUGACUCUCUCUCACACACAUCCUUUUUUGUUUGUUUGUAUGUGUGAAUUUGUUAUGAUCGUUUUGGCGAUCCGUAUCAAAUCGAAAGCUGAUCGCGAUUGAUCGCGCACACUACGGAAUAUUGAACGUUCCUUGCGCGCUUUCGACUUUAAAUUUGUGAUUUUCUGUAGGAACAAAAAGGGUACAGGCAAUGGUUGAGAAAGGAUCAGAGUUGAAACGAUGCUACUCUUAGGCCAGAGAUGAUGAUCUGAUGUUACGUGUACUUUACGUCUUCGGAUCUGACACGAAGUUUGUUUGGUUUUUUGUGUCUUGUGCCCUAUAGUUUUGCCUACUUGAAUGAAAUGGAACAAAGAGAUUGAGCAAUUGUAAAUUCAUUUUUCGUUAACCGCCAAAAGAGCAUACUACAAAGCAGGAUAUCGUAUGAUUGCUGUUCCGUCCGGCCAUGCACAGUGUGAAUUAAGUAGUAGAUCUCGUCGUAUACUAUUUUUUGCAUCGAUUGAGUUAGUUUUGGCACGGUUUUUUUAAAACAAAAGUGAGAAUGUUUCUCGCCAAUGGCCAAUGGUUGGCUUUGUAGUACGCGUGGCUUGCCAUUGUUCCUAAUGUGCACCCGCGAAUGAAGAGAAAGAAAGAGAUGGAGAGAACAAAAUCAUAGAGAUUAAAGACUCACACUUUAAGGGUUUUAGUUGGGUAGAAGCAAACGUUUUCUAUUUAAUUUUAGCUUGAUUUAGUUUAAUGCAAAUUUUCUUAACACAGCUAGCCAGCCAGCCGUGACGCAACAAGAAUAGGCGACAUGAGCGCGUAAUUCUAGAUAUUUUGAGCUGCCCUUUUUUGUGUGUAGUGUAAUGUGCUUAUUGGAUUGAUUGUACAGGUGAAAGGCAGGACCCUCCACGUGUGGUGGAGGUGUAUGUACAGGAGGAAAAGAAAAACAAUCGGCAUACAAAUUGUGCAGGCCGGCAUUCAUCUACCUGGGGCAGAGAUUGAGUUAACGAUCUGCGGGCUUUCGAUUGUCGGGAUCGUAAAUUCUUACCAUAAGGCAAUAAAUAUCAUAACAGAGAGGAGCACACACACACACACACACACACACACACACACACACACACACACACACACACACACACACACACACACACACACACACACAGUAGAGUUUGAGUAUCAGAGGGCACGUCACGGCCACUGGGACGAGCGAUCGUGCCGAGGACAAUACUUAAUUUCAGCAAUA